Sus scrofa (pig) is the source of this 2269-nucleotide messenger RNA. RefSeq names its product transmembrane protein 177 (gene TMEM177). Lineage: Eukaryota; Metazoa; Chordata; Mammalia; Artiodactyla; Suidae. Gene Ontology annotation, cellular component: membrane. The record is from RefSeq and is a predicted model, not a curated record.
CGGCCGGCGUGCUUUGCGCCUGGCCCCGCCCCGCGCACGUGUUCGGUGACCCUGGCGGCUGCGGCGGAGAAGGUUUACCGUGGUGGCAGCCCUCAUGGCGGGUCCCCUGUGGCGGGCCACUGCAUUUGUGCAGAGACACCGGACAGGCCUGUUGGUGGGUUCCUGUGCGGGUCUGUUUGGGGCGCAGAUCUCGUACCACCUCUUCCCAGAUCCUGUGGUCCAGUGGCUGUACCAGUACUGGCCUCAGGGCCGGCCGGCCCCCCUCUCCCCAGAGCUGCAGGGCCUCUUCCAGGAGGUGCUGCAGGACAUUGGUGUUCCCUCAGGCCACCACUUCGAGGCCUUUACCACCUUCACCUUCCAGCCCGUGAGCGCCGGCUUCCCGAGACUCCACGCCGGGGCUGUGGUAGGCAUCCCCGCCAGCUUCCUAGGUGGCCCGGUAACCAAGGCCGAUGAGCCUGUGGUGGUCCAUGGGCAGCGAGUAGACUGGCAGAACCCAGCGGGUGCCAGGCUCAGAGAUGCCCUGACCUUGUCCCGCGAUGCCCAGAAGUUCGCCUUGGCCAGGGAGGUGGUGUACCUGGAGAGCAGUGCGGCUGCCCUGCAGGCCCUGCCCGCCCCCGCCUGCCUGGCGGGCACCUGGGCACUGAGCGUGGUUGCCAAGCAUGCCCUGGGGCUCUACGGAGGCCCCUUGAACUUACGGGCUGCCUUCAACUUGCUGGCAGCAGUGGCCGGCUUUGUGGCCUAUGCCUUCUGCACGGACUCUCUUACCCAUGCCCUGGAAGCCUGGCUGGACUGGCGGGCAGCCUCCCUGUCUGUGGCCUAUGCCUGGGGCGGAGUGGAGUUCUACGAGAAGGUUCUAUCCUGCAACCUGGCCCUGCGCAGCCUCCUGGGCCGGCCUGGGGAGCAGCUGUAUACACCCAGCGGGAACGUCGUGCCCAGACACUGGUUCCGCAUCAAACACUUGCCCUACACAACCCGCCGGGACUUGGUACUGCAGCUGUGGAGGGCAGCACACAGCUCCAGCAGCUCCUGAGGGCCUCCUCCCCAGGACUGGUCCAGCUCCAGCCAGUGCCUUCCCACCAUGGACUCUUGGGGGGGCGCCCUUGGGGCCUCUGCGCCCAGAGCCCGGGAUCAGAAAAUUCACAGGCUUUGGAGUUAAACAGUCCAGACUCUACCCCAGUCCACCAUCUAUGAUCUCCAUGACCUUAGGCCCAUCCCUUUUUGAAUCUGAGCCUUGGUUUCCUCUACUGUGAAAUGGGAGUGAUGCGAACUCCUGAUGGUGUUGUGGGGUUGCAUGAGAUCAUGAACGCAAGGUCCUGGGAGAGGGGGUGCCAUGGGAGAUCCUUCUUUCUGGCUCUUGGAAUCCAAAGGGCUGUGGAGGUCAGGCCACAUCCUCCUGCGAGAGGUGAAGCCAGCUCUUUCUUACAGCGAGGAAUCACCCCAUCAUUUGCCUGGUGGUCUGAUGGCGAUCUCCUCGUACUGUGGUAGAGAUUAAAACCUCUGAGAGGCCAAGGUGAGAAGCUGGUGUGGGCCUGAUAGCUGAGGGGUGACACAGGGAGAGGGCCAGGGGACCAGCCAGGCUUGAUGGGGUCCCAGGAGAACCCCUGGGUGAGAGGAUGUUGCCGGAACCUAGUGAGGCCUGCAAAAGUGUGGCUGAUGAUGCUUGGAGAGCAGGGGGGCCAGUGAGGAGAGAUGGAGAUGGGGUGAGCUUGGCUCACAGCAGCAGGGAGAACAGUGGGGUGGAGGUAGGCAGUGGGCCAGACCUGGUGUCCACUUGGGCAGGACCCAGGGGAGGCUGCAGCCUUACCCAACCUGGAGCCCUGCGGUGUAUAGAGCAGACCCCACUUAUGAUCCUUGGCUAGAGGGCACUGGCUGGGAAAGUGAGGAGCCUUGUGAUGAGCAAACCAGGCUUGCUUGGCCAUCCCUGCAUUCUUUUUUUUUUUUUUUCUUUAUUUUAUUGAAGUACAGUUGAUUUACAAUAUUGUGUUAAUUGCUGUACAGCAGAGUGAUUUGGUUGUACAUGUAUACAUUUUUUCCAUAUUCUUUUCUAUUAUGGUUUAUCACAGGGUAUUAAAUAUAGUUUCCUGUGCUAUACAGUAGGAUCUUGUUCUUUAUCCAUUCCAUUAUAUUAUGGUUUGUAUCUGCCAAUCUCCAACUCCCAAUCCUUCCCUCCCCCACGCUCCUUCCCCUUUGGCAACCACGAACCUGUUUUCCAUGUCUGUGAGUUUUUCUGUUUGGUAGAUAGGUUCAUUUGUACCAUAUUUUACAUUUU